AUGGGAUUCCUGCAGCAGCAAAAGACAAUCCUCAACAAGGAUACAACAAAGAACAUAUGGGAUUCUUUGAAACAGAAGUAUCAAGGUACAACACGAGUAAAGCGUGCUCACUUGCAAGCUCUCCGGAAGGAGUUUGAAAUUCUUCACAUGAAGGCAGGGGAAUCUGUGAAUGAGUAUUUUGCACGGACUCUUACCAUAGCCAACAAGAUGAAAGCAAAUGGUGAUGACAAGGGAGAUGUUGCUGUAGUUGAAAAGAUUUUGAGAUCCAUGACUCCAAAGUUUGAUUAUGUUGUGUGUUCCAUUGAGGAGUCUAAGAAUAUAGACACCUUAACCAUUGAUGAGUUGCAAAGCAGCCUACUUGUGCACAAACAAUGCAUGAGUUCUCAUGAGGAAGAAGAACACGCUUUGAAAAUUACACAUGGAGAACAAUCUGGAGGAAUGGGUUGA
Messenger RNA from Vitis vinifera (wine grape), 447 nucleotides. RefSeq lists its product as uncharacterized. The record is from RefSeq and is a predicted model, not a curated record. Bases 1 to 447 code for a protein of 148 amino acids. The transcript has 2 exons. Lineage: Eukaryota; Viridiplantae; Streptophyta; Magnoliopsida; Vitales; Vitaceae.